AUGGCUCUUUCCUACAAUCUUCUCUUUACCGCUCUCGCCUUCAGCGCCGUCGUCCUUGCCCAUCCAGGAGGCCGUCACGGAGGUGGUCGUGGAGGACCAGGAGGACACGGAGGACCCCCACCACCACCAUUCCUCCAGAACGUGACCGACGAAGGACGUCAGGCCUUCUUCGCCAUCGUCUCCAACUCCUCGCUCACCAUCGCCGAGACCGAGACCGAGAUCGACUCGUGGGCUUCAACUUACGGCGUCUCGGUAAGAAUUUUCGGUUGACAUUUUGGCUUGACUAAUUGGAAUAUUCUAGGAAGAAGUCAGCGAGUUCAAGGCCAACUUGACUGCCAAGUUGGACGAAAUCAAGCAGAAUGUGACCGCUGUCAUCAGCAAUCUCCCGUCCGUUCAAAGCCAGCUUGAGGCCAUCUUCGCCAACAAGGACCAGACGAGACAGCAGCAAAAAGAAGCCAUUGAGCAGUUGAAGCAGCAGUACCCACAGGAAGUCGGCGUGCUCUUCUUCUUGGCCGCUCCGAAGGGACCAAAGGGAGGACCAGGAGGACAAGGACCGUUCGGAGGAUUCCCAGGAAACCAGGGAGGUAGCCAGGGAGGAUUCGGAGGAAACCAAGGUGGAUUUGGUGGACAACAACAGGGAGGAAAUCAGGGAGGACGCGGAAACUUCGGACGCUUCUAA
This is a messenger RNA of Caenorhabditis sp. 36 PRJEB53466, 679 nucleotides long. Lineage: Eukaryota; Metazoa; Nematoda; Chromadorea; Rhabditida; Rhabditidae. The record is from the annotation of a GenBank genome assembly.